Molecule: messenger RNA, 1146 nt
Organism: Capsicum annuum
Lineage: Eukaryota; Viridiplantae; Streptophyta; Magnoliopsida; Solanales; Solanaceae
Exons: 3
Coding region: 1-1146 (381 amino acids)
Source: RefSeq, a predicted model, not a curated record
AUGGUGAUGAGCUAUGUCACAACCACCAAAUUCUCAACCAAAGUUAAUGGAGUUGGCCAUGGAUUCUUUGAGGGAAGGAGGGGGUUGAGGCAAGGAGAUCCUAUGUCUCCGUUACUUUUUGUACUGGUGAUGGAAUAUCUGUCCAGGACAUUAAUGAAGAUGAGUGAACUCCCUGAUUUCAGGUUCCACCCUAUGUGUAAAAGGACUAAGUUUAUCCAUCUGCUGUUUGCGGAUGAUUUAAUGAUCUUUUGCAAAGGGACUGUCAGCUCAGUGUCUCGGGUCAUAGAAGCUUUGGAUCACUUCAGCAAGGUUACUGGUUUGGAAGCGAAUAGUGAUAAAUCCAAGGUUCUAAAGGAGGUGGAUAAAAGGUGUAGAGAAUAUUUGUGGGGGAGUAGCAAUGAGAAAAAGAAGAUAUCGUUGGUGGCAUGGAAUACAACGUGUUUGCCAAGGAAAUAUGGAGGAUUAAAUAUAAAGGGAUGCAAGAACUGGAAUAUAGCUUCAGUGGGAAAGUUGAGGGUGAAGUGGGUGCAUGAAGUAUAUAUGACGAAUGAUGCUGACAUAUGGGCACACAAACCUGCCCUUACUAGUAGUUGGUACUGGAGGAAGUUGAAUUCCAUUAAAGUGCAAAUGUUAGGAUGGUAUUACAGGGGGCAGUACAUACUAACACACACUGGCGACUACUUGGUUAAUAGGAGUUACAAGGCCUUGAAUAAGUUAUUGACAAAGACAAGAUUGCAAAGGUUGAAUAUUUUAGUAGAGGAUACUAAAUGUUGUCUAUGUGAUGAUGAUGUUGAGGAAACACAAGAGCAUCUGUUUGGAGAAUGCCAAUGGAUAAUGGAGGUGAGCACAACUCUUCUCAAUUGGCUUGGUAUACACGUAAGGAAGAGGGAUGUAAAGACCACUGUACAGUGGAUAAAUACAAGGAAUUGGCAGUGGUUUAAGAAGCAUAUAGUUGCAAGAAUGUGGGGAGCAUUGAUAUACCACACUUGGCAAGUUAGGAACAAGAAGAUUUUUCAACAUAUAACUACUCCUACUAGUAUAGUUAUCUCACAGAUACAACAUGAACUAAGGGAGAGAAUGAAUAUACUCAAGGAAUCAAAAAGGGCCCAGAAGUGUCAAAAUUGGUGUGAUAGAUUGUGUACAUAG